CCCGUUUGCGGGGCUUCUAUCUCGGUGCAUCUUGAGAGAAGAGACAGAGAGGAGGGGGUGGACGAGCCAAAAAGAGGGCGGAAUGCCCCUUUACAAGCGUCGCAUCUAACUAAAACAGCGGAGCGGCUCGUAAAUCGGAAAUUGGGCAGAGAAGGAGACGCCAAGGGGAUGUUGGAGAGCUUCAAACAGCGUCUCUUCAGAGCUGACAACGAAUUCCAAUCCUGAUGAGUUGGAUGGACCGCAGAUGUGUUCCACUGUUUCCUGUUGGACCUAGAUGACCGAAAGCUCAAUUCCACUCGCAGUGAAGGAAAAAAAAAAAAAAAAACGUGUCUGCAGGCAGCUGUUAGUGGUCUUGGAAACAUUAAGAAAAUAACAAGCUAAAGGUUAUGCAUGCACUGCAGGCAUAACUGUGCAUUUCUCAGCCAAAUCUGUUUGCAGAGACAAUUUCACAUGUAGUGUGGCUCCGCUCAAGCUUCCAAAUUCAACAUGGACCACAACCUUGGCAGUCAAGGUUACUAAAGGGAAAGUGAGAGGGGUGGGUGUCGCUCAGGCAUACAUGGGCGUAUCAGUCUGGUCCUUGUGAUCCAGACCAAGACACCCUGAAGAGCCUCUCAUUUUCCUCCGUUAUCACCACUGCCCCCCCCCAGCUUCCUCAUCCUCCUCUUCCUCAGCUCACACCUUGAAAAAGGUGGACGGGCCAACACUCUACAUACCUGAGCGCCGUCCGAUCGGUGAGGGCUGAGCUGUCAUCGGCUGACUUCUGGUGAGAGUGCGAUGCGGAUUGGAGGAUGUCGGGGGACUGGGAUGAAGACCUGUGUAAGAAGGCGCUGGUGUUGGUGGAGGAGCUUUGCUUCAACUCCCAGAGAGGCUACAGCCAGAGUGAGCGCUGUGAGGAGUUCAGCUACCUGCUGAGAGGUCGCAACAGACAGCUGGACACAGAGAUCUCUGUGAGUCUGCUGUCGGUCAUCGUGACAUUCUGCGGCAUUGUCCUGCUCUCUGUCUCCCUCUUCGUCUCCUGGAAGCUCUGCUGGCUGCCAUGGCGGGACAAGGAGGGCGGAGGUCUGAGCCUUACGUCAGGGCUGCUGCCUGGAAGCGCCGGUGUCGGAGGCCUCGGAGGCGCCGGCGGAUCUUCGCUUCUGCCCCCGCUGCUGCAGAGGAAGGAUGGCCACUCUUCGUCCUCGCUCUACCCUACGUUGGGCCAGCAGGGCCAGCAUCACCCACAUUUCUCUGACCUAGUUGGGUUGGAGAGGGGGGAAGGGGGUGUGGUUGGGGGGCCACAUGAGACCCAGGAGCACUCAUACCUGGAUAUGGACUCGUACCCCAACAAUGCAGGAACUCUGAAGCUGAGUACGACGUCUCCAGAUGUUCCCAACUCAGAGGGGGGAGCCCAUCCUCAUAAAGACCUGCCCAACGCUCACUCUCAGCAGCAGGUCACCGCACGGCCCAAGCCCAUGACUCACCAGCUUUCCAGUCCUGAUUUCCACGAGGAGAAGGAGCAGGUUACCAGCAUUGGGCAGAUCAAACCGGAGCUCUACAGGCCCAAAGGCGACCAGGGUGAAGGCAAACAGGGCGACAACUGCGGCAAGAUCAGCUUCCUCCUGCGCUACGCCUUCAAUACGGAGCAGCUCGUGGUGAAGAUCUUAAAAGCUCUGGACCUGCCAGCCAAGGAUGCCAACGGCUUCUCCGACCCCUACGUGAAGAUCUACCUACUGCCAGACAGGAAGAAGAAAUUCCAGACCAAGGUUCACAGAAAGACCUUAAAUCCCGUGUUCAACGAGACCUUUCAGUUCGGCGUGCCGCUGAAUGAGCUACAUUCCAGGAAGCUGCAUUUCUCCGUGUAUGACUUCGACCGCUUCUCCAGACACGACCUGAUUGGCCAGGUCGUGGUGGACAACCUGCUGGACUUCAGUGAGGGCAGCGGGGACAAACCCGUGUGGAGGGACAUCGUGGAGGGUACAGCGGAGAAGGCUGAUCUCGGGGAGCUUAAUUUCUCGCUGUGCUACCUGCCCACUGCAGGCAGGCUCACCGCUACAGUCAUCAAGGCCACCAACCUCAAAGCCAUGGACCUCACCGGCUUCUCAGACCCGUACGUGAAGGCCUCUCUGAUCUGUGACGGGAGGAGGCUAAAAAAGAGGAAGACAUCCAUUAAGAAGAACACACUGAACCCCACGUACAACGAGGCUCUGGUGUUUGACAUUCCCAAUGAAAAUAUUGAAAACGUCUCUAUCAUCAUCGCAGUGAUGGACUAUGACUGUAUCGGUCAUAACGAGGUUAUAGGGAUGUGUCAUGUGGGCAGCGAGGCUGACGGUCCAGGGAGGGAGCACUGGGCAGCCAUGCUGGCCAAUCCACGCAAACCAAUAGAGCACUGGCAUCAGCUCGUGGAGGAGAAAGCAAUUGGUACAUUUGUGUCGAAGACUCCAAUAGCAUCCUCCCCCAAACCCCACAUCGUGGUGGACAGUCCUCACUCCGAUUAAAACUGUCAUUAUCAUCUCUCCAGCUCCAGACUUUCCCUCCCUUCCUCUCAUCUGUGAAUAAUUCUCUCCAUCAGAAAGACAGAGAGACAUGGAGACACUUCGAGUGUCCAACUGCUAGUGCUGUUUUGCUCCUGCUGAUGAGUCCUCUGAGUUCUGUGCUGUCUUUACCGAGCCAGAGGAAAAAAAAAAAGAAAAAAAAACAUCCAUCAUGAGCUACACUUUGAGCAUCCAAAUACACAUUGACAAGCACUCCAAAAGGGACUGAAAUCAGGUGUAAAUUUAGGAUCUAACAAGGGAAACAUACAUGCAUACAUACACAUUGACACACAGGAAUACACACAGAGUUUGUAGUAUGUGCGUAGUUCAUGUGUGCUUCAGAGUAGUGUAGUAUUUCAUCUAGGAGGAGUGUGAUGUGACAAACUGUUCUCUCUCUGGAAAACAAAAAAAAAAAAAAAAUAAAAAAGAAAGCCAUCCUAGAAUGGUCAUUCCAACCAGGACCAAAGGUUCACGCCCUUGUACAGACUUUAAAAGAAGAAAAUCACUAUGUCGAUAUUUUUCUUUGCAACAUUGGUGUACAGUAUGUGCUGUACUGUAUGGGAAGACAUCUCAUGUAGUACUUAGCAGGACAAAACAUCCGAGGUGGAUUCUUUUUUGGCCAUUUUGGAUGCCUCCUGCAGGCUCCGUACCCUCUUAUUUGAGACGGAACUCGCUUAUUUUUUCCCCAGAGGAAAGAGCGUCUUUAUUGAUGUCAGUAGAGCUGAAAAUGAGGACGGACUCAUUGGUUUAAGCAUGUUACGCAUCCUUGAAAUGUGUCCCUCUUGCUCAUGCUUUUUGUCACUGUCCUCAUGGUGCUCAUCAGUAUCAAACUUUUAUUUUUGGUUCUUUUUCUGUGUACUACUGUAUACAUUUAAUCAUCAGGAAAGGAGUUGCCAAUUUGGACUGUCCACAUGAGCAUCUGAGAGGGAUGGACUACAGACGGGACUACAUAGGCUGAUGAAUCCUGCUUUAAGGAUCAGACCAGCAUUUGUUUGGAUUGCACUCACUGGAGGAUGACUUCCACAGGGAAAGGAAACCACCACUGUAUUUUAUUUUUAUAUCAUUAAAUACUUUUUCUUUUCUCAAGAAGUCACCGUCCAGCUUCAACUGAGAAAAAUUCCACAUCAUGUCUCUGACAAGACUCAAGAAGGACACACGUCUGUGUUGCUUUUAUCAGUGCGUGUUAUUUCCGUGUUUGUGGGCGUGUUUGUUUUGUAUUUGUGCGCGUCUGUGUGUAUGCCUGUGCGUGUGUCACUGUGACCUUCUGUGUGACACGUCCCCGCCUUCCCUCUCGUUCUUUUUUUUUUUCUGUCUUUGCUUUCCUCACUUCCCCUGAAUCCAAACCCUGGCAUCCACUGACUGAAAUGCUUGUCUCAGAGCCAAACGUGUCUUCUGUCCCAUGUAUUUACAAGGAGCCAUUUUGUGUGCGUGUGAUAUGUGUGGGAAAGCGCGUGUGGACUAUACGUGCCUCAUUGCACUAGGUGGGGAAACACUGUCUUUCAUAGGCAUUAGUUUGUACUGUCUAUGUCGUCUCUGAAAUCAGCUGCCAAUCAUCCAGCCCUCCUCCUCUUCUCUAACCCUUUGCCUGAUGUAAGUAACUGUGUUGAUCGUGUACCUCUUUCAGUAAUUUGUGCACUGUAUGUCCGAGGGAAAAAAAAAACAGAUGGCACAGUGACUGAAAACUAAACUGUUGGGUGUGUUUUAAAUUCAAUUUAUGAGAAGGAACACAAAAACAAACAGAAAAAAAAGAUGAAGAAAAAAAACAUUCGAGGCUCAUUUCUUAUCAGUACAAAUUUAGAUCCCCCUCAGAGAAAGACAGCAGGGAGGAGGUGUUGCGAGAAAAACAAGCGCCUGGAAUUUUCUGCACUUCCUCUGUAAGCCGAUACAGACUUAUAAAGCCAUGUCUGUCACCGCUACUACAACUACUACGACUGUAACCUCAGCAAAAACAACAGUACAACACCUCACUACAUUAACUCGUAUUGCUAUCGUUGCCAUUUCUCUCUCUUCCUUACACACACAUGCUUUUAAGAAGGUGUAUGUGUUUCAGGGGAGGGCUCUAGUUUCUACCUUUUUACCUUUGGAUCAUGGAAGAGCAUUGAGACUUUUAAGUGGGCUUGAUAGGCAGGUUGCACUUCCUGCACAGUACCUUCUGUGAAUUUUUUUUUUUUACACUAUUCACAGGGUGGUCAUUUUCCUCUGAUGUCAUGCUCAAAGUGGGCAGCUCACAUACUAUUAAAGUCUUACACUGGGUUCCAGGUUGUUAAGUCACACAAAUGUGCAGUGACUCACUAUUAUCAUUAUUCCAUUACUUUUUUUAUUAAUAAAAAUAACUAUAUGAUAAGAGGUUAAAAUUAGGGGAUGUGGCUAAGCUGCGGUUUCUAGUACACUAACUCUCAAGAUAACAUUAACAAGAAAUGGCCUCUAAAUUUCUAUUUAACAGUAGAUUGUUGGCAAGCUCCUAUCUAAUACACCAUAACCCAUUGCUAAUACUUGUGGGUAAGUCCUAUUUAACAUUAUGUUACCCAUAGCUAAUACUUAUGGGAAAAUUCCCAGCUAACAUUAUGUUACCAAUAGCUUUUACCUGUGGGUAAACUCUUGCUAACAAAUAUCAACCAUAGAUAAACUUGUGGUUAAGUCCCUAGCUAUAAUUAUGUCGUGCUUAAGUGAUUCUUGUGGGCAAAUUCCCAGCUAAAAUCCAUUACCUGUAGGUAGUGCUUCUGGGUAAGUUCCCAGCUAACAUUAUGUUAUGUAUAGCUAAUAAUUGUGGGUAAGUUCCUAGCUAAUAUCAUAUUACUCAAAGGUAAUACUUUUGGUCAAGUUCCAGGCUCACAUUAUAUUACCCAUUGCUAAAAUUUGUGGGUAAGUUCUUGCUAACACUACGAAACCCAUAAGUAAUGCUUGUUGGCAAGUUCCCAGCUAUCAUUAUGAUACCAAUAGCUAUUGCUUGGGGGAAAUAUUUUGCUAAUAUACAUUACCCAUACAUAAUACUUGCGUGUAUGUCCCUUGUUAACAUUAUGUUACCCAUAGGUAGUACUUGUGGGCAAGUUACCAGCUGGCAUGUCACCCAAAGCUAAUACACAUAGACAAGUUCUCAGCUAACAUUUUUACCCAUAGGUAAUAAUUGUGAGGUAACUAUUAUUAUAUUAUGAAUAGCUAAUACAUGUCGGCAAAUUCCCAGCUAACAUUUUACCCAGCUUAUAGCUUAUAGUUACCCAUAGCUUAUAUUUGUGGAUAAGUUCCUGGCUAGCGUUAUGCUACCAUAGGUAAUACUUGUAGGUAAGUUCCCAGCUAAUAUUGCUACUCAUAGUAAAUUCUUGUGGACGUGUUCCCAGCUAACAUUAUGUUACCCAUUGAUAAUACUUGUUGAUUACUUAACAGUUUUAUGUUGCCCAAAGGUAACAGCUGUGGUAUGUUCCUAGCUUAUAUUAUGCUAACCUUAGGUAGUACUUGUGGGUAAGUCCAUCUCCAACAUUAUGUUACCAGUAACUAAUACAUAUGGGUAAGUUCUUGCUGACACUAUGCAACGUAUAGUUAAUACUUAUAGGCUAAAUAAUGCUGCCAAGAGCUAAUACUUGUGGGCAAGUUCCCAGCUAACAUUAUGUUAGCCAUAGGUAAUACCUGUGGGUAAGUUCCUAGCUAAUAUUGUUACCCAUAGCAAAUGCUUGUUGGUAAGUCCCCAGCAAACAUUAUGUUACCCAUUGAUAAUACUUUUGGUUAAGUAACCAGCUUUAUGUUGCCCAUAGGUAACAGUUGGGGUAUGUUCCUAGCUAAUAUUAUGUCACCCUAAAGUAAUGCUUGUGGGUUAGUCCAUCUCCAACAUUACAUUACCAAUAACUAAUACUUGUGACCUCGUUACUUACACUUGACCACACAUUGCCAGUACUUGUGGGUAAGUUCCCACUAACAUUACUUUACCCAUAGGUAUUACUAUUAGGUUACUUUUGGUUGAAAUGAUGUCAAUAUAACAUUAGGUAAAGCUAGUACAUAACUUUUUAGCUAACAUUAGUAAUCACUGAAGUAGGCAACAUUACAACAGCUAGUAAGUAAGUUCCAAGCUAGAAUGAUAAAGCUUCCAAAUAUCACUACAUAGCUUAUUUCCUGACCCAUAUUAGUAAUGCUUUGCACUGGUUGACACUAUCUACUAGGUGACUUGUAGCAGCUGCCAUUAAGCCUUUCCUUUCUAAUAUUAUCUGUAGGUAAUGCUAACUCCAGCUAUUAUAAAAUGUGUUGUUUUUACAUGAUAUAUGGCCCAAUUCCCUCCACUUUCUUAAAUGUUCCUUGUCUUCUUAAAUGCUAAUCAAUCAAAAAUGUUACAUGGUCAUUUCCAUUAUUCUUUGAACUCAUUACCUAGAACAAGGACACUACAAAAGCAUUUUCCUCACAUUGAACAUGCUGUCAGAGAAAAAUGGUGGCAAUGUGAAUUUGCUCGAUUUAACAAACUUUGUUGGUAGAUAUGGUAUUGAUCCAUUGGUCUUGAGGCCUUGUUACUGUCUCUCUCUGCUUGUGUCUGCCUUAUUUAGCGCUUGUGUUACAGCCUGGUGAUGGAUUACAAAACUCAGUCAAACCAGUACAUUCCCUCAUUCCCCUUCCCUUCUCUCUUUCUGUUUCUGUCUGUCUGAUUACUGUCUGAUUACUCAUUCUCUCCUCCAGCAACUCUUACCUUUCCUCCCCCACCUCCUCCGUCUCCCCCUCACCUAUCCACUCGUCGCUCUAUUUUCCUCUCCAGCAAUCCCUCCAUCUUGUCCUCUUUCUUUUUCUGUGUACGACGACCCCCUUUCCUCCCCUCUCUAUUCUCUCGCUGUCUUCUCGUGUUAGUGCAGUUCUGAAUGGUCAUGGGGAAACAUGUUUGCAUGCUUAUAUUUACAUGAAUGAUGUCAACUUGAUGCAAUGAAAAAUUAUAUAAGUGAUGCUUUAAGCAAAAAUCUGACAAUGAACUUGAUACUAAUACUACUAAUGACGACUAAAUGGAGACCUAGCAAUUGUUUAUCUCUGUGGUCAAAAACAACGAUGAUGAAAUAACAUUGUUUAUGCUGUAUUUAUCUUUCUCAAAUUGGUAUUCUUUUCAAUUGUUUUUUUAUAUAUAAUUUAUUCAAGAGGUUUACUUUUUUAUUGGUUAAAGCUGAGAAACUGAGUGAGGGGUUCAGUCAGGACAGCAGGAUAUCGGUGAAUGUGUAAGUAACAGUGUGGCUGAAGCAAAUGAUAAAGA
This is a messenger RNA of Cheilinus undulatus (humphead wrasse), 7719 nucleotides long. RefSeq names its product synaptotagmin III (gene syt3). NCBI's taxonomy places the organism in Eukaryota, Metazoa, Chordata, Actinopteri, Labriformes, Labridae. Gene Ontology annotation, molecular function: calcium-dependent phospholipid binding; SNARE binding; clathrin binding. Gene Ontology annotation, cellular component: membrane. Gene Ontology annotation, biological process: regulation of dopamine secretion; calcium-ion regulated exocytosis; cellular response to calcium ion. Bases 789 to 2474 code for a protein of 561 amino acids. The transcript has 13 exons. The record is from RefSeq and is a predicted model, not a curated record.